Messenger RNA from Sapajus apella (tufted capuchin), 1647 nucleotides. It is a transcript of the gene AURKC, whose product is annotated as aurora kinase C. Gene Ontology annotation, cellular component: spindle midzone; spindle microtubule; spindle pole centrosome. NCBI's taxonomy places the organism in Eukaryota, Metazoa, Chordata, Mammalia, Primates, Cebidae. The record is from RefSeq and is a predicted model, not a curated record. Gene Ontology annotation, molecular function: ATP binding; protein kinase activity. Gene Ontology annotation, biological process: mitotic spindle organization; regulation of cytokinesis; protein phosphorylation.
CAUUCCCUCCGGUCCGCUCCCAUCACCGCCUCUCUGCACGCUCUGCCUCCUUCCUUCUCGGGUGUCACCCCUAGAACUCGCUUUCAGUGACCAGCCCCUGCUGCAGGGCUCCACUUCCGCCCCAGUCCUGACACGGGGCCCUGAGCGGAAGUUCCCAUUUCUGUCCUUUCUGUUGGGCGUGCUUACGAUGACGUCAGGAAUUUCAGCCAAUGGGAGCCAAACAGGAAGUGCCGCUCUGCGCGUGAGGUGCCAGGUAUAAAAGACGGCCGCGCAGCCACAGCCGCUCACGACGCCGCAGACCGCGGAGCCUGCUCGUGUUGGGGUGCCGUGAGGCCGCAGACCCCGGAGCCUGCUCAGGUCGGGGCGCCGUGAGGCCGCAGACCCCGGAGCCUGCUCGCGUCGGGGCCUCCGUGAGGCCGCAGACCCCGGAGUCUGUUCACGUCGGGGCCUUGGUGAGGCCGCUGGACUAGCGGGCUUGGAAGCGCCUCGGCGGGAAAGGGACCCCCAACCCCUUUCGGGACCCUGUGAACGGGGACAGCCAUCCAGAGAGCUCAGGAAGGCGUCCGCGCCCUCACCUCUAGUCCCCAUGAGCUCCCAGGGAGCUGCGGUCCCGCCCGGCACAGCUCAGCCUUUAGGCCAAGCGGUGACUGCAGCAAGCCAAACAGCCCAGCAGCCCAGCAACCCAACCAUGCGGCGCCUCACAAUCGAUGACUUUGAAAUCGGGCGUCCCCUGGGCAAGGGGAAAUUUGGGAAUGUAUACCUGGCUCGGCUCAAGGAAAGCCAUUUCAUCGUGGCCCUGAAGGUUCUUUUCAAGUCGCAGAUAGAGAAGGAAGGACUGGAGCACCAGCUGCGCCGGGAAAUUGAGAUCCAGGCGCAUCUACAACACCCCAAUAUUCUACGCCUGUAUAACUACUUCCAUGAUGCGCGCCGGGUGUUCCUGAUUCUGGAAUAUGCUCCGAGGGGUGAGCUCUACAAGGAGCUGCAAAAAAGCGAGAAAUUAGAUGAACAGCGCACAGCCACGAUAAUAGAGGAGUUGGCAGAUGCGACCUACUGCCAUGAGAAGAAAGUGAUUCACAGAGAUAUUAAGCCAGAGAACCUACUGCUGGGGUUCAGGGGUGAGGUGAAGAUUGCAGAUUUUGGCUGGUCUGUGCACACCCCCUCCCUGAGGAGAAAGACAAUGUGUGGGACACUAGACUACUUGCCCCCAGAAAUGAUUGAGGGGAGAACAUAUGAUGAAAAGGUGGAUUUGUGGUGCAUUGGAGUGCUUUGCUAUGAGCUGCUGGUUGGAUAUCCACCUUUUGAGAGCACCUCCCACAGUGAGACUUACAGACGCAUCCUCAAGGUGGAUGUAAGGUUUCCACUAUCAAUGCCUGUAGGGGCCCAGGACUUGAUUUCCAAGCUUCUCAGAUACCAGCCCUUGGAGCGACUGCCCCUGGCUCAGAUCCUGAAGCAUGCCUGGGUUCAGGCCCAUUCCCGAAGGGUGCUGCCUCCCUGUGCUCAGAUGGCUUCUUGAGCCCUGUCUGCUUCUGUUUAUGUUUGCUCAGGGAGAUCUCCUAGCUCUGCCACCUCAUUUGUCUUUUUUUUUUUUUUCCUCUUUUAAGAUGUAAGAUGCUAGUUAAUAAAAGCUGAAUCAUUGUGUACCAGCUC